CUUCCUUGGUAGGGAUGCCGAGUUCAUAAACGUCAGAAUCAGUAAACUAAUUUAUUAAAAUUCAGAUCAUUAGUGUUAAUACUGUUCAUUUCAUUUCUAACCGUCAUUAGUUUAUCAUAGUUGCUGUUAGAAUAGGAAAACAAGUUUACAAUAAAUAGAAUAUAAAAAUUAAACCAUGACUAUGGCAUCCAAACAAUUGAAAUUCGGGACUUUUUUAACGAUUUUAGUAGUUUUAAUUGCAUUAUUUUUUAGACAUAAUAAUGAUGAAUUACAAAUUCGAGUCACAAGAGUACUUCACGGUUUAGAAAAUAUUGAAACAAAAAAUGAGAUUAAAGUGCGACCGAAAGUAGCAAUAGGUUAUGGAGCAUGUACUGAUGUUUUCAUUGAAGCAAAAUAUUUAUUACACUACUCUUCAGAGAUUGAACCUCCAGAACAUUUUGACGAAAUCAGCACAUACGAAGAGUUGAUGAAAAGUUUUGCGUAUUAUUUUAGACAUGGAGCUGCUUCUGAACGAUAUAUGAACAAUGAGAAACUUUUUGAUGAAUUAGUAAAAAAAGCUAAAUCAUUUCCAUCAUCUUAUUCAGCCAUCGGUGGAAAUGCUCCAAUAAUGGCAAUGAGAUUUGCCAAAGAAGGCUGCGAUGUAUUAUUAGCUUCAAAAAUGACUCGAUCUUUAAAGAUAAUGAUCCCUGAUAGUAUUCAGAUUGUCGGUGGUGACGCUGAUAGGGAUGAUGUGCAUUUAAUUUUAGAAUAUAAACGAGGAGAAAAAUGGGGUCCUUACACUACUCCUCGUGCUAAUAGAUUUAUAAUUCAUAAUGAUGCCAAUAACCCAACGAUUAGCUCAUUAGAAUAUUUCGAUAAUUUACUGCCAGAAUAUAAGCCUGAUCUAUUUGUAGUAAGUGGUAUUCAAAUGAUGGACAGUUAUCCAUUUGGUAAAGGAAUCAGAAGUGCAAGAAUUGACAAAAUAAUGAAUCAAAUGAUUAAUCAAGCACCAACGACAAAAAUUCAUUUUGAAAUGGCAUCAUUUGUAGAAAAAGAUUUACUGGUUGAACUCCAAACCAAGGUUUUACCAUUUGCUGACAGCCUAGGAAUGAAUGAGCAAGAAGUUGCUAAUUUAUAUCAUUCCAUAAACUAUGGGAAUGUUUCAUUCGUGGCUGAUUCUACACCAAGAGUUGCUACUAUUCUUGAUUAUAUGAGAGUUUUGUUUAAACUUAUACGUACAAAAAGUAUGCAUGUUAAACAUGCGCGAGAUUUAACAAGGAUUCAUGUCCAUACUUUAGCAUAUCAAGCUAUUUUAACUGUAAAAAAUUCCAAAUGGAAAAACACUAUGGCUGCUGCUGCUAAAGCAUCCCUUGUUGCUCAUCGUCACGUUUGUGGAACGUCUAUCAUUGAUGUCAAUAAAGCAGCUUUAAUAAUGGAUGAAAGUUUUACGACAUCUAAAGUCUCAGGGAAAAGAAUACCACUGGAUAUAGAGAAUCCAGUUUCUUGUUGGGAUGAAAUAUUGAAAGCAAACACAACGGAAUAUACAGUAGAAAUUUGUGUGGCUCCAGUACUUGUUUGCACUGAAGCAAGUCAGACUGCUGGAGGUGGAGAUAACAUUUCCAGUGCAGGUUUAGUUCUUCAGAUCUAAUUACUCUUCUAUAAUGAUAAAAAACUGAGAUAUCAACCAAGAAAUAUGUGUUACAAUUAAUAUUAUGUUAAUGUUGAAAUUUCUUUAAUAGCAUUCCUGAUUGUGUAAAUUUUAAUAGUUAAAUUAGAGAUAUUUUAAUAGAUCAUUCCAGAUGUAGACUGAUAAUUUAAAAAAUUGAUAAAACAUUUUUUAUCAAUAGUGAAGCAAGAUACAACAGCCUUAAGAUCUAUGUCAAAUAUUUCGAUCAAUUUUAUAAAUUGUAUCGUAAGCGUGCCAUUAAUAUUAAUUAAUGAAUUAAUUUACCAAUAAUUAAAUUACAUAAAUUACUAAAGUGAACUACAUAUUUAUCUAUUUCGAAAACAUUUUCCAUGAAUUAAGGUAUAGAACAGACAUUGUGAUAAACUGAUAUAAAAUAACUGAUAACACAUUUCUCCAUUGUAUAUCAAUACUUUCAGGCCUUAAUUAAAUCAGGAAACAUUAUACUAAUUUAUUAUCAUCAUUAAUCUUGUAUUAAUGAUCAACUAUUUCAUAAUAACACAUUAAUUGUAAGUAGCUGUAAGUUAUAGGUUUAAAAAUAAUUUUAAUUAGUCACGUAAUUAAAAAAACUAUUUUACUUUUCAAAAAGUUCUAAUUAAAGAAAAACGCAACUGUACAAUCAACUGUAACUUAAAUUGAUAUAUUAAAAUGAUUUGUUAUAUUUGAGCUUUAAUAAUUGAUCGGUAAUAAUUUAAGUCAUCAACAAAUAACGAAUAAUAUAUUAUUCAUAAUUAAUAUGCUGUUUUUAAUUAUAAAUAAAAAUUAUAUUAAAUCUAUCAAAACUUACACAACUUAAUAAAUAAAUUUAUAAGAAAUAAGAAAAAAAAUUAAAUUUAAUUAUCAAAAUGCAUUUGUUUAUAAUAAGGAAAAAAGUGGGAGUGCCUAUUGUUAAUUAUUAUCUGUAUAUUUGAGUGUAAUCUAUAGUUUUCUGUAAUAAUUGGGAAAUUUAAAUCCAUGUCAAUUUAUAUAUGUAUACCUGUUGGACGUAAUUCACAAUUGAUAUGUAAUGUAAAUGUAAAAUGGAUUAUAUUUGAUGCUUUAAUUUAUUAUCUAUUGACCUAAAAGCAGCCUAAAAAAGUUAAAAGCAUUUAAAAUUUUACAAAUAUAAAAUGGAUGUUACAUC
Molecule: messenger RNA, 2786 nt
Organism: Chelonus insularis
Lineage: Eukaryota; Metazoa; Arthropoda; Insecta; Hymenoptera; Braconidae
Product: ADP-dependent glucokinase
Exons: 4
Coding region: 176-1627 (483 amino acids)
Biological process (GO): glucose metabolic process
Cellular component (GO): endoplasmic reticulum
Molecular function (GO): ADP-specific glucokinase activity
Source: RefSeq, a predicted model, not a curated record